This is a messenger RNA of Eucalyptus grandis, 2356 nucleotides long. RefSeq lists its product as uncharacterized. Bases 826 to 2028 code for a protein of 400 amino acids. Lineage: Eukaryota; Viridiplantae; Streptophyta; Magnoliopsida; Myrtales; Myrtaceae. The record is from RefSeq and is a predicted model, not a curated record. The transcript has 14 exons.
AGAAAUUUCGUCUUGAAAAGUGGCACGCGGUUGCCUUCAGUUGGAGUCAACUUAUUUCUGGAUCGGAACCCGGAAGGGCUGAAGAGGGUUCAAUUGCCAAGGUCAAAAAAGGAUCAAAGGCACAUGUUUGCUUGUUCAUAAAAGCAAACUUUUCGAGCACAUGAUUGCUUGCUCCUUCAAUCACUCGUGCAGAUCUCUAAGAGAAGUCGUUUCGCUUCUGGUGUGAGUGAUGAGUGUCGAUGGGAAAUCUGAAUUCUUGAGCUUUACAUUUUCCCCUUCUGCAUUAUGGGAUAAAUCUUUAGCUUUAAGUGGGGUUGAAGGACAAGAGGGAGAGGGAGACAAUUUCUUAUUCGAAUGAAGUGGGAACGCCUUAAAGCGCAUCGGAGUAGAGAUGCUGGCGUGAAUUGGGCAAGGGGUCUUUAAGGCAACUUGUCAUCUGCUUAAUCUUUCCUUUGCUUCGCUUUUGUGCAUGUUCUUGUAUGCUUUUGAUGAAUUAAUGCAGCCUGAGUAGGUUUAGGUUGUAAUAUGAUCUUAUGAUGUCACUGCUAUAACAUCUCUGUCACAGUCUGCAUGAGUGACUCUGCUUUUUCAAGUUUCAAACCAUAAGCUCUGUUGAACUUAUGCUGUUCUGUACUUUGUUAAAGUAUGUGAACCCUUCAAUCUAACUUGCCAGUUUUAAUUGCUGUGUCAUAUCAGGUCCCCUGUACACAUUCCACAAGCAACUUUAUGUACCACUGCAGAUUUGAGAACUAGGGAACUCCAAAUCUGCUGACAAGAGCAGAAGAGUUCUUCCAAAACCCUGUAGCUUACUAGCUUAUUUCUCGAAUGCUUUCUGGGAAGAGUGCAAAGAAAAUGGGGAACUUUUCACACAGUGCAGGCGGUACAAAGCACGGUGGAACGAGGGGUAUAAUAACAACUUUGAUUGGAAUCUUUUUCGGUUUCUUCUUAGGACUAUCGUUUCCGUUGUGGUCAUUAAAUAAGUUUACCCUUUCAUCCAGCCUUCUUCCCAUCUCUGAUCUUUCCAAACAUGAUAACCAACAAUUGAGGCCCUUGACUCAAGUUUCUUCUGAGAAUGGCUGCAACAGCAGCUCAACUGAAGCUCCGAAAGUGAACGACACUUCCAAGAUUUUGGUCCAAUCAAAGCCAAGAGGUGCAGAAAGAUUGCCACCGGGAAUAAUAGCUGCUGAAUCAGAUUUUUACUUGCGUAGAUUGUUUGGAGACCCCAAAGAGGACUUGACUUUCAAACAGAGGUAUCUGGUAACCUUCACUGUUGGUUAUAACCAAAGAAAUAAUAUUGAUGCAGUAGUCAAAAAGUUUUCAGAGAACUUCACCAUUCUUCUGUUUCAUUACGACGGGCGAACAACAGAAUGGAAUGAGUUCGAGUGGGCCAAGCGAGCCAUACAUGUGAGUGUUCCAAAGCAGACAAAAUGGUGGUACGCCAAGAGGUUCUUACAUCCUGACAUCGUGGCUCCUUACGAGUACAUAUUUAUAUGGGAUGAAGACCUAGGAGUUGAGCAUUUUGAUGCAGAGGAGUAUCUAAAAUUGGUGAGGAAGCAUGGCUUGGAGAUAUCACAGCCUGGCCUGGAACCUGACAGGAAGUUGAACUGGUUGAUGACUAAAAGAAUAAAUGGUAGUGAAGUUCACAAGAAAGUAGAAGAACGACCAGGCAGAUGUCGUGACCCACAUCUGCCCCCAUGUGCAGCGUUUGUUGAGAUCAUGGCUCCGGUUUUCACAAGAGAGGCAUGGCGCUGCAUAUGGUAUUUGCUUCAGAAUGACUUGGUACAUGGAUGGGGUUUUGACCUUGCCCUGAGGAAAUGUGUAGAGCCUGCGCAUGAGAAGAUAGGAGUAGUCGACGCUCAGUGGAUCGUGCAUCAGUCAUUUCCUUCGUUGGGUAACCAGGGCGAAUCACGAAAUGGAUCGGCUCCAUGGCAAGGGGUGAGGGACAGAUGCGGGAAAGAGUGGGCGAUGUUCAACAGCCGAUUGAGAGACGCCGAAAUCGCUCAAGAACGGGCAAACGGCGGUCCGUGAUCCUCCCCAAACUAAAAGACACGGUAGCGCACAUUGCAGCAGCAGAAUGUUCUGCAGAUACCAAAGUUACACACACCAGAAACCUCAAAUUUCUUAGGAUCCUCGGUAAUUAUGAUUGUCCUUGUACCAUAGCAUUACUCAGCAUAAACAGCCUCACAUCGUUAAAAUUACAGAAUUCAGUUCCCUGUUUUUAUAGAGAGCUCUCAGCAUGCCAAUUUCCUUUGGAGCUGUAAUAAAGAUGUUAUCAGAAGUUUCAAAAACACUGGCUGAUCCAUCGCAAGGUGAUACACCUGUUUACGAUUCCAAUAAUCGAAAUUUCUCGAGGCAC